This is a messenger RNA of Racocetra persica, 277 nucleotides long. The record is from the annotation of a GenBank genome assembly. Lineage: Eukaryota; Fungi; Glomeromycota; Glomeromycetes; Diversisporales; Gigasporaceae.
GCAGAAUUAUGCACAAAAUAUAAUGAAAAUUCACUAACUAUUAGGUAUAUUCAAGAAUCAUGGUUGCCAUUAAAAGAAAGCUUUAUUAGUGCAUGGGUUGAUCAUUAUCUUCAUUUGGGUAAUACAUCAACAUCUUGUGUAGAAGGUUCUCAUUCAGUAUUAAAAAAAUAUCUUCAAAUUUCAACGGGUAACUUAAAUAUAGUUCAUAAGAAAAUUUCACUAUUAUUAGAAAAUCAACAUCAUGAAAUCAAAGCAAUGAUUGCUAAAGAUAAAACCC